CUGUCUAUUUUGUAUUUUCCGCAGGCAUGUAUAAAAGACUUACCUGCUGUGUUCUGUUGGUGAUGCUGUCUGGGAGAUUCGGGGGCACUUAUGCUGAAACCAAUGUGACAACAGCACAAAACACAACGACACAUCCCACCAAUAUGUCAAUAACCUCAGCCAACAGCACGAUGACAACACCAAUGAUGAAUGUAUCAAUGACAGCAUCAACACAAUUGGUCCCAAACAACACAGUGGUAACCCUUGAGAGCAACAUCACUAAAGCUGAGUGUGGAUCCAAGCAGCUGUGUGUAUCUGAGCCCUCUAAUUGCGAACCCUCUGUACCAGGAUCUUGCUUCUUCCUCGCUGCCAACCUGCAAAAUGAUGGAAACUUUAACUUCGGUCUCUCAGGAGAAUCAGACGGAUACAUUGCAGCAACUCUGACAGGUGGCGUUGGAGAGGGAGAUCCCACUUAUGUUUGUGCAAAUAGCAAGGGUAAAGUCAAGUUCUUUAGUACGAUCCUCACCAAUGGUGUUCUGAACAUUUCAACGCUCAAUGUGACCUCAGUGAAGGGCAAAAUCAAUGGCAGAACAAUUCAGUGCAGUUUCGUUGCCACAGUUCCACAACCAAGAGCUCGAGUAACCCUUGGCCUUGCAGUUUCCACAGGAGCGUAUAAUGACACUAAUGAGAGCCUGGGUCUUCCCAAAACUGUUAUAAGGGUCACCUCGGUAGAUCUGGCAAACUCUACUCUCAAUGUAACCAACGAGAUUACCAGCACAACAACCCCACCACCAACCGGAAACAAUGCAACCACAGGGGUUAGCAUCCCCCAACUUUCGACAAAUAUAACCCGGCAAUCAUGUGGCUCCACAAAGCUCUGUGCAGCCGAACCCAAAGAGUGCAAUCCCGCUGUGGGAGGUAGCUGCUAUUUCCUUUCUGUCAAGCAACAAAAUGGCCAAACAUACAACUUUGAGCUCUCAGGACAGUCAGACGGCUAUGUUGCUGCUGGACUCUCAACUGGUGUAACUCAGAAUGGCACUCACACAGCUUACAUUUGCGCAAACAACAAUGGCAACGUCACAUUCUUCACCGGCACCAUUGAAAACCUGGAGAUAAAACUCAAAUCGCAGAACUCGAGCAAUGAGCAGGGCACAGUCGACGGCAGCAAAAUCCAGUGCAGGUUUACAGCUGAUCUACCAGACACAACUGUCCGAGCAGCAGAUUAUGCUUUGUCAGUUUCAACUGGAACUUUUGACGCCGCUAAUUCAGGGCUGGGAAAAGCAAAUUUCCGAAUAUUGACAAAUCGUGUAAACUUGUCGGAUCCGACCGCUACCAUCAUCAACCUGCUGAACAAUGCUCCCAAUUACGCUCCUUCUUUCUUGCCUGCUCUGCUGGUCACCGUGUGUAUGCUGGCGUUCACAGCAAUGUGAAGAAACCAACGUUCAUACAUUUUCUAGUGACUUGUGAUUUCUGCAGCUAAAGAAAAAUGACUAGAUUUGACCGUUUUAUGUUUAUUUAAAAUUUAAAGUUCUUACUUGAGUGCAAGACUUUAGAUCACUGGAGUAUGACUAUACUUUUAAAGAGUUUCAAGAAAAGUAAUGAUGUUUUUUUUCUCUUAAUCAGUAUAAGCCAACUUUGAUUUGAUUUGAUUUUGAUUUAUGUAACAGGCCUGGGGUUUUGAGGUCUGGCUACAUUGCAAAGCCUUGUGGUUUAUGUCAAAAAGGUGUUUUAUUUCUUUUUUAAUUAUUGUUUCAUUGAAAAAAAGCUGUUGCAAACUGUUUUCCAACAUGUAUUCUUGCAGCAUUGCUGAAACCGAUGCCAUCAAAGUACGGUGUUUGUUGUGAUGAUAUAUGUUAUGUUAUUAAGGACAUACAGGUGUUUAAACUAUGAAGCCUUCACUGGCUGAUGUAGGCUCGUUACGUGUAAAACAAACACAGCAUCAUAUUCCAUAAAUCGGUGAGUUCAUAAUUUAGACCCAUGCUAAGAUUACCAGACUUUUUUAUUUCUUCCGUAGUUGAAUAAAUAUAUUUUCAUCCAAA
This is a messenger RNA of Poeciliopsis prolifica (blackstripe livebearer), 2018 nucleotides long. RefSeq lists its product as uncharacterized. Bases 27 to 1409 code for a protein of 460 amino acids. Gene Ontology annotation, biological process: regulation of glutamate receptor signaling pathway. The transcript has 10 exons. Lineage: Eukaryota; Metazoa; Chordata; Actinopteri; Cyprinodontiformes; Poeciliidae. The record is from RefSeq and is a predicted model, not a curated record.